Molecule: messenger RNA, 1534 nt
Organism: Arachis ipaensis
Lineage: Eukaryota; Viridiplantae; Streptophyta; Magnoliopsida; Fabales; Fabaceae
Product: putative WRKY transcription factor 53
Biological process (GO): regulation of DNA-templated transcription
Cellular component (GO): nucleus
Molecular function (GO): DNA-binding transcription factor activity; transcription cis-regulatory region binding
Source: RefSeq, a predicted model, not a curated record
UAAGGGUGUUAAUAUGUGCGUAGAAGUGGUCAUAUCCUUGUGCCAUUCUAUGACCAAAGACUAGUCCGAGCAAAGAAAAUCUCUCUCACUCGUCUCUUUUUCUUUCUUUUCUCUUGGUCAAACUUUCUUCCUUUCCAUUACCUAUUUUCUCUGUUUUCCCACACUUUAUUUUUCUCGUAUAUACAUAUAUCAUCUCCAUGCUCAUUGUUGUUACUUAAAAACGAAGAGCCAUUUAUUCUGUGGCAUAAUAAUAAUGGAGAAGAUGAUGAUGAUGGGAUUGGGAGAAACGAAGAAGUUGAGAGAGGAGCUAGUACAAGGUUUGGAACUGGCGAGACAGCUCCAAAUCCAUCUUCACGUGGCUUCCACUCCCCAUGAAACCCGUGACUUGUUGAUCCAAAACAUUAUCUCUGCUUUUGAAAACGCCCUCCACAUCCUCAGAUGGACACCGCCACCCGCCGCCGUGGACCCCUCAAUCUCACCUGCAAUCAGAAUGUCCCAAGAGUCUCCACCUUUGAGCACCGGCAGCCCCCGCAGCGAAGACUCCGAUAGAGAUUUAAGGGAUCACGAUCCCAAUGCUUCCAAAAAAAGGAAGAGUUUGCCAAGAUGGACAAAACAGAUUCGAGUUGGUCCGGGAAUGGGAGUGGAAGGGCCUCUUGACGAUGGAUACAGUUGGAGAAAAUACGGCCAGAAAGACAUUCUUGGAGCCACCUAUCCAAGAGGGUACUAUAGGUGCACACACAGAAAUGUUCAAGGAUGCUUGGCAACAAAGCAAGUGCAAAGAUCCGAUGAAGACCCCAACAUGUUCGAAAUCACAUACCGAGGAUCACACACAUGCACCAUGGCUUCAUCAUCAUCCAACAGUGCUUCACUUCCUGCACCCACAACUAGUCCAAGGAACCCAAAUAAUAAUGUUCUGCAAAGCCUUGACCAACAACCACCUAUGAUGAAUGAAUUACUCUUGAACCUCAGGGCAGGGUUGAGGGUCCAAACAGAGAAUCUGGAUAACUGUUCUUCCUUCAACUUCCCUAGUAAUUCAAACCAUGUUUUCUCAUCACAAACACCACCACCACAACCUCAACCUAUGCUUGGUGAUAAUAAUUUUCCUUCCUAUAUGUCCCCUGCUACUUCUGGGAUAAGCCAAUUCUCAAUGUCUUCUGGGAAUCAGAUCAAUGAUAUGAUCUCUGCUUCAAAUUCAAACUCACCAACCGUUGGAUUAGACUUUUCCUUUGACCAAUUUGAUUUGGACGGUCAUAACAACUUCACAUUCGGUAACCCACAAUUUUUUCCUUAGUUUAAGUUUUUAGAAGGAAUGAUUUUGACUAUUCAUAAUUCUGAGAAGUAGUGAAUAAAAAUUAAGAAAUUAAAAUAAUAUAGAGUUGCUUUUUUUUUUUUUAUCUGCUAUGAAGUUGCAGACUUUUCUGGCUUCUAGGAAGGAAAAACAUUGUAUUUCCAUGUAUUUGUUUUUAAGAAUCUUUAACUACUUGUACCUUAAGAAUAUAAUGUGAAAUAUAAUUCUAAUAUUAUUUUGUUCUAA